This is a messenger RNA of Clupea harengus (Atlantic herring), 6258 nucleotides long. RefSeq names its product aminopeptidase N-like. Gene Ontology annotation, molecular function: zinc ion binding; peptide binding; metalloaminopeptidase activity. Gene Ontology annotation, biological process: proteolysis; peptide catabolic process. NCBI's taxonomy places the organism in Eukaryota, Metazoa, Chordata, Actinopteri, Clupeiformes, Clupeidae. Gene Ontology annotation, cellular component: plasma membrane; cytoplasm. The record is from RefSeq and is a predicted model, not a curated record.
CAUCCAUACUUAUGCCUGACGUGCAAUUUAUAGAAAACAACACAGCACUCUGGACUUGGAGAGAAGUAUACUGCAUCUAGCACUUAAGGGCAACAUGGCAGGACUAUCUGUAAUGAUGUUCUUAAUUAGUUUUGCAGAAGCCAAUGCUGUGCUUGAUACUAUAACACCCGCUUUUGGGCUCCCAGUGGACUCACUCGCUGUGAGCUCACUCACAACAACACCGACACAGACACCGGCAUCGACAUCCACACCGCAGCCCUGGGAGAGGUACCGUCUGCCGGACACUCUGUCUCCCAUCCACUACAACAUCACCCUGUGGCCUCGUCUGGAGAAGGAUGAACACGGCAUGUACAUCUUCACAGGCCACUCUAGUGUGGAGUUUAAGUGUGUGAAGGAGACAGACCUGAUCCUCAUUCACUCCAACCAGCUCAACCUCACCAAGUUCAACGGGCAUCACGCAACACUGACUAGACUGGAUGCUGCAGCUGCACCAGCUAUUAAGACAACAUGGCUCCAGGAGACGACACAGUACCUGGUCAUUCAGCUCAACGGCAAACUAGUCCCAGGGAAGUCCUACCAACUCUACACCAGAUUCCAGGGAGAGCUGGCUGAUGACAUGACUGGGUUUUACAGAAGCCACUACACUGAGGGUGCAGAGACAAAGGUGGUUGCAGCAUCUCACCUGCAGCCCACUGAUGCCAGAGAGGUGUUUCCCUGCUUUGAUGAACCGGUACAGAAAGCAGUUUUCCACGUCACCAUCUUACACGACCAUGGGACAGUAGCUCUGUCUAACAGCAUGGAGACAGGUGUGCUUAAUAUCACUGUUGAUGGCCAUGAUGUCUCCCAAACCACCUUCAAACCAUCAAAGCCAAUGUCGACCUACCUGGUGGCUUUUGUUGUUUGUGACUAUUCACACAUUAAGACUCACAAACUUCCUGAUGUUUUGAUUCGCCUGUGGGCUAAGAGGGAGUUUCUGGCUGGUCGCUAUGGAGAUCAUGUCCUCAAUAUCACAGUCCGCCUCCUCACCCAGCUGGAGGCCAUCUUUAAUAUUACCUUUCCUCUGACCAAAUAUGACCAGGUGGCAUUGCCAGUCUACAGUGCUUUCCCCAUGGAGAACUGGGGCCUGGUCACCUACAGUGAGCUGGUUGUCUGGUAUGACCCAAAGCUGUCUCCCCACAAAGACAGAGAAUGGGUGACCGUCAUUGUGGCACAUGAGCUGAUUCAUACGUGGUUUGGAAACCUGGUGACGUUAAAAUGGUGGAAUGACCUGUGGCUGAAUGAGGGAUUUGCUUCAUACUUUUCCUAUGUGGUGGCAAGUCGUGUGGAACCUGACAUGGACCUGAUGGACAUGAUGAUGCUCAUUUUCCCCAAAGAGAUCAUGGUGGAGGAUGCCCAAGUCGACUCAGGCCCUCUGUCAUGCCCAGAGGAGGAGGUAAACACUCCAGAGGAAAUCAGAGGAGUGUUUACUCAAGUCACAUACAGCAAGGGGACCCUGGUGCUGCACAUGCUGUCUAGCUUCCUGACUGAAACAGUGUUCAUCCAAGGCCUGACAACCUACCUUAAGCAGUUUUCUUAUAGGAAUGUAGCACCUGCCAACCUUUGGGACCAUCUGCAAACUGCUGUGGCUGGCUCUCCUGAUCUGAGUCUCCCAGCUCCUGUGGCUGAGAUCAUGAACCGCUGGAUCGUCCAGAUGGGUUUCCCUUUGGUUACCAUAGAUACCACUACAGGAACCAUCAGCCAGAAACACUUCCUACUGAACCCUGAAGCUGUGGUUCAAAGGCCAUCCAUUUAUAACUAUGAGUGGAUUAUCCCUGUGAGAUGGAUGAAGGAUGGCAUAGAGCAGCAUAUGGUCUGGCUUCUCACUAAAAAAGAUGAGCAUGAAGCCCUGAAAACCGCUGGCACUGAGUGGGUGUUGGCCAACGUGAACAUGUCUGGGUAUUACCGAGUGAACUACGACCUGGAAAACUGGCAUCGCCUCAUCACCCAGUUAGAUGCCGACCAUGAGGUUAUUCCGGUGGUAAACAGAGCUCGGAUUAUUGAUGAUGCAUUUAAUCUGGCAAGAGCAAAGGUGAUCAACACAACCUUGGCUCUGCGAACCACAGAGUACCUGUGGAGGGAGAGAGAGCUCUUACCCUGGGAUGCAGCCCUGGACAACCUGGAGCACAUCUUCCUUACGUUUGAGCACAGCAAGGUGUAUGCCCCAAUGCAGUAUGGAUCUGUCUUUCAGGUGUAUCUUAAAAAACAAGUCCAGCCACUCUUCAAAUACUUUGAAAAUAUUACUUCAAAUUGGACAGACAUACCAUCAAGACACACAGACAAAUAUACCCAGAGUAAUGUGAUUUCCCUCGCAUGUAAGGUUGGUCUGGAGGAGUGCCGACAGCUAGUUACGGCCUGGUACAGAGAGUGGAUGAACAACCCCGAUGCUAACCCGAUCCCUCCCCACCUCAAGCAGAAGGUCUACUGCGCUGCCUUGGCCGAGGGGGGGGUGAGCGAGUGGGACUUCGGCUGGGAGAUGUACCACCAUAGAGUCAGCGCCACGGAGCGCAACCACUCCGACAUGCUGCGUGCCCUCGCCUGUGCCCACAUGCCCAGUCUUCUACAGAGGUACCUCCGAUACAUGAUGGAUCCUGAUAAAAACUUGAUGCUGGACAUAGUUGAGACCACAGAAUAUAUUGCCGAUAAUGUGCUGGGUGAAUCUGUUUCUUGGAACUUCGUUGUGACAAAAUGGGAUGACAUAAUGUACAGUUAUGGCCCUGAGUCCAAUGAACUCGCGGACCUGAUUCUCAAAGUAACAAAGAGGUUCUCCUCUAAAGAGAAGGUUGAUGAGUUGCAGAGGUUCAGAGAGGUCCUGUUGAGGGCCCGGUUAGACUCUGCAGUGAGGGCGGUAGAGAAGGCGAUCCAGAAGACUGAGGAGAACAUCAUAUGGGUGGAGGAGAAUCAAGAGCAGGUCCUGGAGUGGUGUUCAAGAGCGGGAAAUAUCAGAGGAGAAUCCAUGGGGAAAGUCUUCCAAUUCAGCACGACUGUGGUGGUGGUUGUGAUUGUGCUGGGAGCCGCAUCCGUGGCCACCAUCAUCGCCCUGUCUGUGGUCUACUCCCAAGAGAAGUUAAAAAAUGCAGUGCAGCCAACAGUGCAGCCAACAGAGGAGGCCUCCACCACCAAGCCCGCUACUACCACACCCACACCCUCAAACGAGCCCUGGGACAAAUACCGGCUGCCUGACACUCUCAAGCCAUCCAAAUACAAUGUGACUCUGUGGCCUCGUCUGGAGAAGGAUGAUCACGGCAUGUACAUCUUCACAGGCCACUCUACUGUGGACUUUGAGUGCGUCAAGGAGACAGACCUGAUCCUCAUUCACUCCAACAAGCUCAACCUCACCACGUUCAAUGGACGUCACGCAACACUGACUGGACUGGAUCGUGCAGCUGCACCAACUAUUAAGACAACAUGGCUCCAGGAGACGACACACUACCUGGUCAUCCAGCUCAAUGGCAAACUAGUCCAAGGACAGUCCUACCAACUCUACACAAGCUUUACUGGUGAACUUGCUGAUGACCUGGGAGGAUUUUAUAGGAGUGAAUACUAUGAGGGAUCAGAGUUGAAAGUUGUUGCCACAACCCAGAUGCAACCCACAGAUGCUAGGAAGGCUUUCCCCUGCUUUGACGAGCCAGCCCUGAAGGCUAUCUUUCACAUGACUCUCAUCCACGAUCGCAAGACUGUAGCCCUUGCAAAUGGCAUGGAGACUGGGACUGUCAACACCACAAUGGAAGGGAUGCAGGUGUCCAUAACCACAUUUGAACCAACGCUAACAAUGUCCACCUACCUGCUGGCUAUGGUUAUUUGUGAAUUCGACUUCAUCAGGACACCAGAAGCAGAACAAGUCCUGAUCCGUAUCUGGGCACGCCCGCGGGCCAUCGCUGAAGGUCAGGGGGACUACGCCCUGAAUAAGACAGGGCCCAUUCUGGAGUUCUUUGAGGGGUACUACAAUGCCACAUACCCCCUGGAUAAAUCAGAUCAGAUAGCUCUUCCUGAUUUCAGUGCUGGGGCAAUGGAGAACUGGGGACUGAUAACCUACAGAGAGACAGCCCUUCUUUAUGACCCUAAGAUGUCCUCCAAUGGUGACAAAGAGUGGGUGGCCACGGUCAUAGCCCAUGAACUGGCUCAUAUGUGGUUUGGGAACCUGGUGACGAUGAAAUGGUGGAAUGACCUGUGGCUCAAUGAGGGAUUUGCCACCUACGUCUCCUAUCUGGGGGCUGAUAAGGCUGAACCUGAGUGGAAAGUUAAAGACCUGUUUGUCCUGAGCACUGUCCAUGGAGUGAUGGGUGUGGACGCCCUGGCCUCCUCUCAUCCUCUCUCCUACCCUGAAGCAGAGAUUAACACUCCAGCCCAGAUCAGUGAACUCUUCGAUUCCAUCACCUACAGUAAGGGUGGUUCUGUGCUGAGGAUGCUUUCAGAGUUCCUGACAGAGCCGGUCUUUUCGAAGGGCCUGAGUACCUACUUAAAUGAGUUUGCUUAUCAAAACACAGUGUACACAGACCUUUGGAAACAUCUGCAAGCUGCGGUGGACAAGAAUCCCACACCACUACAACUCCCAGAGACCAUUGAAGUGAUCAUGAACCGCUGGAUCCUCCAGAUGGGCUUCCCCGUCGUCACCAUAGAUACUACGACAGGAACCAUCAGCCAAAAGCACUUCCUGACUGACCCUGACUCAGUGGUGGACAGGCCUUCCAUUUACAAGUAUGAGUGGAUUGUCCCCAUAACAUGGUCCAAGAACAGACUUCCACAGGAACCUAAAUGGCUUGUCACCAAGUCAACUCUGCAUACACCAAUGAAGACUACAGAGUGGGUUCUUGCAAACCUCAACGUUGUUGGAUUCUACAGGGUCAAUUAUGACCUGGCCAACUGGGAGCGCCUUCUUACUCAGCUUAGCAAAGACCAUACGGUAAUUCCAGUCAUCAACAGGGCCCAGAUUGUGGAUGAUGCAUUCAAUCUCGCCAGAGCAAAGAUUAUAGACACCGUCCUGGCUCUAAGAACCACGCAGUACCUGUCAAAAGAGAUAGACUACAUGCCAUGGCAGUCCACUGUGCGCAGUCUGGAUUAUUACUUCCUCAUGUUUGAUCGCACCGAGUUGUACGGGACCAUGCAGAAAUACCUAAAGAAACAAGUGGAGCCCCUUUUUACACACUUUGCGACCAUCACUGGAAACUGGGCAACGGUCCCCUCAGGACACAAUGACCAGUACAAUCAAGUGCUUGCAAUCUCCCUAGCCUGUAAAGUAGGAGUGGCCGGCUGCGCUGACCUGACCCUCGGCUGGUUCAAGGAGUGGAUGACCAACCCACAAACGUACACCAUCCAUCCCAACCUGAAGCAGACGAUGUACUGUAAUGGCAUCGCUGCUGGUGGUGUGGAUGAGUGGGACUUUGCCUGGCAGAUGUUUAAGAACACGUCCAACGCCGCAGAGGCUGAAAAACUGCUCUAUGCCCUCUCCUGCACUAAAGUGCCGUGGCUGCUCAACAGGUAUCUCCAGUACUCUCUGGACCCCAACAUGGUGCGCAAACAGGAUGCUACCUUCUCCAUUGUGUACAUCGCUGGCAACGUGAUUGGCCAACCGCUGGCGUGGGACUUCAUCAGAGCCAACUGGGCGUUCAUUUACAACGAUUAUGGAGGUGGUGGGCUGUCCUUCGGAAGACUGAUCACUGGAGUCACAGAGAGAUUCUCCACAGACUUUGAGCUCAAACAGCUGCUGAGCUUCAAAGCGGAACAUGCUGAGACAGGCUUUGGCUCGGCGACCAUAGCCCUGGACCAGGCCAUUGAGAAGACAGCAGCCAACAUCAAAUGGGUUGCAGAGAACAAAGAGAAGGUGUCCCAGUGGUUGUCUACAGCAGUGAGACAACAGUGAACCAGAAGAAAAACAUGUACAGAUCAGCAGAGUUAUAGGUUGAGAUUUCCAAUUGCUAAUUGGUCUCAUGCUAGUGUAAGGGCUCGAUGAAACAGCCAAACAUUGUUAUGCAUUAUUUAAUUAUGAUUUACAUUCAACCUGUGUAACAUAGUGUGGCACCAGCACUUUUAAGAUCUGUAAGAUAUUUGUAUUUGUUAAAGUUUACAUUCAGUGAAGGCAGGUGAAAAUGAAGCCGUAAACGCCUGAUGGCUGCCUUCAUAGGUUUUACACACUUGAUACUAAAGCUGAGAUUAAGAAAUGGUUUAUUUUCUAUUGGUAGCUAUAUUUUUAAUCAAUAAAACACUGUAUAGAUUUAAAACUGA